Molecule: messenger RNA, 423 nt
Organism: Encephalitozoon romaleae SJ-2008
Lineage: Eukaryota; Fungi; Microsporidia; Unikaryonidae
Product: histone H3
Exons: 1
Coding region: 1-423 (140 amino acids)
Cellular component (GO): nucleosome
Molecular function (GO): protein heterodimerization activity; structural constituent of chromatin; DNA binding
Source: RefSeq, a predicted model, not a curated record
AUGUCAAGGACAAAGCAAACCGCAUCCAAAGCACUUGGAGGAAAGGCACCAAGGAAGGGUGUGUCCAUAAAGUCCAUCCCAUCUUCUGGAUCUUCAUCUGUUAUGGCCAAAAGAACAAGGUUUAAGGCUGGGGCCCUCGCCCUGAAAGAAAUAAGGAAGUACCAGAAGAGUACCGAUCUGUUGAUAAGAAAGAGGCCGUUUCAAAGGAUGGUUAGGGAGUUAUGUAAAGGAGGAGAGGGCAUGAGAUUCCAAGCCUCUGCAAUUGUUGCCUUCCAGGAAGCUGUUGAGAAUUUCUUGACGAACCUUAUGGAAGAUGCUUAUAGAUGUGUUCUUCACGCCAAGAGGGUAACUCUAAUGCCAAAGGAUAUAUGUCUUGUGUAUAAGAUAAAGUAUGCAAACAUUUUGUAUGCAGCCCUUGAUUGA